Messenger RNA from Cimex lectularius (bed bug), 2389 nucleotides. Its product is annotated as lamin Dm0. The record is from RefSeq and is a predicted model, not a curated record. The transcript is spliced from 10 exons. Lineage: Eukaryota; Metazoa; Arthropoda; Insecta; Hemiptera; Cimicidae. The coding region runs from base 230 to 2047 and encodes 605 amino acids.
CGGUUUACGCUUCGGUUUUAGCCGGGUGGAGCAGCCUAGGCGGUGGCCGGGGCGCGCAAGCGGUCUCGUCAUGACCUGUGGUGGGGGGUCCUGGCGGCCGUUUCCCCACCACGCCGUCCCACCGCUUCAGUCAGUAGUACACCGGAAAAGGGCGUAGACGAACUGCCUCUCGCUUCGGGUUUGUUUGUGUCAUUUUGGUUCGUUUUGUUUUUUUUAAAGUGAGUUGAGGAUGUCUUCGAAGACGACGAAAAAGACCGUGACGACGACCACGUCGGCGACGUCGAGGUCUUCGGCCUCGUCGAAGAAAAGCAUGACGCCCACCCCGCAGUCGUCCCAGGGGCAGAACGUGAGCCCGCUAAGUCCCACCAGGUACAGCCGGCUUCACGAAAAAGAGGAAUUGGCCAAUUUGAACGACCGGCUCGCCUGCUACAUAGACAGGGUACGUCACCUAGAGACGGAGAACUCCCGUCUCACCAGGGAGGUGCGUACAUCCCAGGAGACCAUCACCAGGGAAGUCACCAGCGUGAAAUCCAUGUACGAACACGAGCUUUCCGAGACAAGGAAACUCGUGGACGAACUCUCUAAAGAAAAGGCCAAGCUCGAAAUUGACAUCAAAAGGCUCUUCGAAGAAACUGAAGACCUCAAAAACAAUCUUGAUAAGAAAACAAAAGACUUCAAUAUUGUGCAAAAUAGUCUUAACGUAGCCGAGUCCCAAUUGAUGGAUUUGAAUCCAAAGUAUCAACAAGCACAACAAGAUAAAAAGAAACUCUUAGUUGAAAAUAAGAAUCUUGAAAAGGAGCGUAACAAACUAGCCGCACAGCUGGCUGAAAGUAAAAAGCAGGUAGAAGAAGAAACGCUUUCUCGAAUUGAUAUGGAGAAUACACUUCAGAGCAUGAGGGAAGAGCUUGCAUUCAAGGAGCAGAUCCACCAACAGCAGUUGGUAGAAUGCAGGACAAAAAAACAAGUCGAAAUCAGCGAAUUAGAUGGCCGCCUCGCCCAAGAAUAUGAAGAGAAAUUGUAUCAGAGCUUACAAGAUAUAAGAGAACAAUAUGAGAUUGAUUUGGAAAAUAAUAAAGAGCAAAUUAAGGUUAUGUGCGAGGAGAAGGUUAGAAGCUUGUCAAGCCAGUUGACGAGAAACACAAACGCUGCAUCUAUGGCAAUUGAAGAGAUGAGACAAACACAGCUUCGCGUUGAGACUCUUAACAAAAAAAUGGCCGAACUUGAAGCCGAAAAGAAUUUGGCAAAUCAACGUGUCAGAGAUUUGGAGAAACAGCUUGAAAACGCAAAGGGCCAGUACAUUGAAGAAUUUGGAAAAUAUGAUUUGGAGAUUACCAGAUUGAGGGAAGAAAUGGCUCAUCAAGUGCAAGAGUAUCAAGAUUUGAUGGACAUCAAGGUAGCACUUGACAUGGAAAUUGCAGCUUAUAGAAAACUCCUUGAAGGAGAAGAAGCAAGGUUGAACAUAACGCCCGUCGUAUCUCCGGCUGCUAGGCCAACACCGAGAAGAAUCGCUCGUGCUAAGCGCAAGCGAGAAUACUUCGAGGAGACUGAAGAAACCUCUGCUAGUGAUUAUUCUGUUACUUCAACAUCUAAAGGGGAUCUUGAAGUUUCAGAUUGUUGUCCUGAUGGGACCUACGUGAAAAUAACAAAUAAAGGAAAUAAGGAGUUGUCGUUGAGCGGGUGGCAAGUUGUUCGCAAAGCAGGCAACGAUUCUUCGACCUUCAAGUUCCACCGUACUGUUAAAAUUGAACCAGGGGCUGUAAUUACUAUUUGGUCUUCAGGCAGCUCUCACGAUCAUGAUCCUCCAUCUCAUCUGGUGAUGAAAACCCAAAGAUGGGUCGUUUCUGACAAUAUGGCUACCAGCGUCAUCAAUCCAGAUGGAGAAGAAGUUGCUGUUGCAGAGCACAAAAAACAACAGCGUUCUUCUAUGGUUUCUCAUCAGAGAGACUCAGGUGGCUACUUUCCACAAAGAUCAUAUCUUCCUCGGUCCCAGUUCAGACAGGGAGAUGCAACCUCUGGUGUCUCUGAAGAAAGGUGCUCGAUAAUGUAAUUUUAAAUCAAAUUAAUUAGACAUAGACUUAAUGUGACAAAAGUGCACAUAAAAUUGGAAUCUUCCUUUUCUUUUUAUUUAAAAAUAUAUAUAGUUUGUGUUGAUAGGUUUAUUUAAAAAAAAAUCACAGACUUAAUAUUAAUUUUCCUUUUUAUAACAUAAUCUAUGUCAUUCACUGAUAGCAUUAUUAAGGUACUUAAUUUUUGGGCUUUAUUCUUGUAAUAUCAUCUUUUCUUUUCUUCUUCAAAAUUGUUAAAUAUAGGAGCUUUUAUUUCUGAGUAUUGUACGUGUGUUUAAUGUUUCUUUUCAAUUGUAUAUAAAUGCAUAAGCAUAUAAUUGAAA